Molecule: messenger RNA, 2260 nt
Organism: Cucurbita pepo subsp. pepo (vegetable marrow)
Lineage: Eukaryota; Viridiplantae; Streptophyta; Magnoliopsida; Cucurbitales; Cucurbitaceae
Source: RefSeq, a predicted model, not a curated record
GAUGCAAAUAUCUUGCAACUCUGAUUUUCCAUUUCGCUUGUAGCUUUGGCAUCCUAUUUUGUUAGGCUCACACUUCGUGUCUAAAUCGUGUGAAACUUGCUGAAAUCCUUGUUAUUUAAGAUAGUCCAUUUUGAACGUUAGCUUUUCACAAAAAUUCCCAGUGAUAUAUAUGAUAUUCUAAAUUAGCUCCAAAACUUGUAGUAUUCCACUUUGAAACUUAGUUUUGACACAUUUAAGGAUUUGGUCUAAACCAAGAUGAAAAUUUGUUUUCCCUCCAAUUUAUGUUUUAUCAUUGCAGACUUUCCUGAAAAAAUCAUCAGAGCUAAGAUAGAAUUUGGUAAACAGCGAAUACUUUCCCCUAAGUAGUAAUUUUGUUUCCCAAUUUGACCUAUAAGAAUAUUAAAUGGCUAUAACAAAUCUGUGUGUAAAAUCAAAUUAACAAAAUAUGGUUAUAUUUUAUUAUUAAGUCGAGUGUCUCAAUUUUUGUUCAUGAUAGAAUUUUGUUAUUAUGAUAUAAAAAUUGUGGUCAGGUGGGAUACUAAACUGUGAUUGAAGUAGUUGUGAUAAGUCAAUCCUAAUCCUCAGCCCAACGAUCCAAGCUUUUGUUGAAGUUAGACUCUUGAAUCAAAGAAAUUAAUACCUUCUUAUACAAAAUUCGGAUCAACCAAGAAACAAAAAUCGAAUUAGAUUACCUCUUAAGAUCAAAAAUCUAGAUGCAAGAUUUGAAACUUUGCCCUAAAUUGAGUCGUUCCACCAUGGAAUUUGAUCAAGACUUGAUUGAAUGACUUGAAUACAAUCUACCAUAAGAAUGACUUGAAAUCUUAGAAAUGGCAAGAAUGAUGCUCAAAUUUUUUAGGGUGAAAGUCUCAAUUUGAGAGUUCAUUCAUUUAUAAUCUCAUAAGCUUGUUUUUACAUGCCAUUUUGUGGGUAUUUAUAGCCUCUCCACAAAAGAAACCCCCAUCCUUCACAUAGCCGCUAAAAGAAGUGAGUGAAGUUCUUCCUUCUACCCUUCAAAUGCCCACUAAAAAGAGUUAUGAAAUUAAAAUAAUAAAUAAAGUCUACAAGGAAAUUAUUGAUCAAGUGCUAUUUAAGAUAACCCUAACCUUGCAAAUCUUAACUUCCAAAGCUCCAAAUGGUCUCGUAGAUGAAGAAGGAACACUUAUUGAAUCUUCUUGGCCUUGGAUCGUAGGUCCAGUUGAAGCUUGUUGAAUACCAUGCUCAGUCCCUUGAUAUAAUAAAUAAGAUAAUUUGAUGACAUAGCUUCUUUCAUUUUUCAUGUUUAUGACAUAGCUUCUACAUUUUCAUGUCCUGGGCUGCUAUAGAUAUGUACAUUAGCAUUGGCAAUGUUUAAUUUUUUUAGUUAAAAAUUUAUUUGAAAAAUAAUUAUUCACUGAGUAGGCCAAAAGAUUAAAGGGACAAACUAUCAAGAGGUUUUGGUUUAUUAUUAUUAUUGUUUAAUUAUCAUCAUCUCCAUUCAUUUAGAUUUAAAAAAAUAAUAAUAAUUAAUUGAAAGGACCUUUUGUGUUUCUUUUUUUUGGGUUUCUGAGAUGGUGUCUCCUCUAUGCAAUAAAGAUCUAGAGUCGGAAGUUCAUCUCUGCCUUCAUUGCUCCUAUGCUGAAAGUUUUUGGAAUUAUGUUCUUUCCACGUUCAAUUGGUUGUGGUCCACCCUUGGACAUCAACAUUCUAUUACCAACAAUUUUGACAACUGUCAAACAAAUUGAAGAUGCUUUCAAAGAGUUUACAACAAGGGAGGAUAUUGCAAUAGUGAUGAUUAGUCAAUAUGUUGCAAACAUGAUCAGGUUUCUGGUAGAUAGCUAUAACAAGCCAAUUCCUGCGAUAUUGGAGAUUCCUUCCAAGGAUCACCCAUAUGACCCGGCACACGAUUCAAUUCUUUCCCGAGUAAAGAAUCUGUUUUCUACUGAAUCGGUGGCAUCUGGGAGGCGUUAAAAAGAUAUUCCAAGUCAUCUUCCUUUCUUCAAACAUGCUGCACUUGGUUGGUGUUCCCCGCUUUCUUCUGCAGUAGAAUUUCAUAUUUUGUAAUGAUUCUAUUCAUAUUUUGAUCACUUGAAUAAAACUUGAAGAAACAUGGAGCUAGAGGAGCUCCUCGUGGGUAUCCAAGCAACCCCAUUGUUUUUCUUGUACCUUAUUCCGUACAUUUAAAACUGCAACCUAGAGGCAUUACAUCUACAUAUAUCUAAAACCAUUUGCCUCCGUAUUUUUUUUGGCGUUUAAAUCCAGUCCAUCUCACAGUUUCAUAUUA